CCAUUGCGUUUGCACAGGUUCUUCACAUUGAUCUUUUUUUUUUUUUUUUUAAUUGAGCUACAUAGACUGAGAUGGAUUCAAGCAGUUGAGAGGACCGGUCACCGUGCAACAGGAGUGCAGGAUCAGAGCUUCAGCAGCCGGCUCAGAGUUUGAGAGGUUACUGAUGAGUUGUGGGAUACAGCCUGGUCUGGAUUUAAUGAAACCGUCCACGGACUUUCGUAAAGACGACAGCAUGGAGAUAGUUCUUCAUAGCCGGGUGUAGGUGCCUGGUACAACUGCUAACUCUCAUCUCAGUGGAUCACUGGCUGAGCAAAGAGGAUCAUCUCUUUUUGAGACUAAUGCAGACGGUCUCCAUAGCUCUCUGUAGUGAAAUGGAGACAGAGCCGUGCUGUGGAGAGCAGCAAGACCCCGCAGCGGAACCUGCGGACCCCGGGGACGAAGCGGCCGCCCCUGAAUCUGCUGAAAGCGAGACCCUGACCGAGUCACCGUGUGAGCCUGCGGCGGCGGCCGAGGAACCGUGCGGCAAAGAGCAGGUGGAAACUGAAAGCUGCGCAGGAGAGAGUAAAGACCCUGGGACAAAAAGUCCACCGGAGAGUGGAGGGACAGAAUGCAAGGAAGAGAAGAAACUGAAGAAAACAAACAGCUGGAAGAUGGUUCGGUUCCAAGACCCGUCGACAGAAGACGAUGUGUUGGAGAGGGACAGCUCAGCAGAAAUCCUCUUUCCAGAAUAUGCUGUGGAGGAGUGGACGUCUACACCGUUUGAGCAGCUGUUCCUGGCAGACGACUGGGAAAACAUCAGCGAGGACAAUCUGUUGAGGAGGAAGGUACUAGAACCCGGGGACUCGCAAGCCCCGCGGUCCACCUGGGGCCAGGAGGUCAUCGUCAGGAUGCAAGGUGUUCUUGAGGACCGCACCGUGGUCGAGAAGGACUGCAAGCUUGUAUUUGUGAUCGGAGAGGGAGACGUAAAUCAGGCCCUGGAGGAGUGCGUCAUGUCCAUGCAGAAGGGGGAAAUCACGUUCCUACUGGCAGACUCUCAGUAUGCGUACGGACUUCUGGGAAGGGAGCCUGAUAUUCCAGCCUGGGCUCCUCUGCUGUACCAGCUGCAGUUGCUGGACAUCAGAGAGAAACCAGACCCAUUGACUCUGCCCAUCGCUGACCGCAUCCGCAUCGGCAACCAGAAACGAGAGCGGGGAAACUUUCAUUUUCAGAGGGAGGAGUACAGUAAUGCUUCCAGGGCUUACUGUGUGGCUCUGGACAUGCUGACCACACGUAACCCAGAUGGCAGCGACGCCGGCGUGAAGGCGGAGGGGGAAGAGGUGCGGGCAUAUCGGCUGAAGUGCUUGAACAAUCUGGCCACCACCCAGCUCAAGCUGGAGCAGUUCGACGAGGCUCUACACACCAGCCGGGACGUCCUGACCCUCCAGCCCGACAACGUCAAGGCUCUUUUCAGGGCGGGAAAGCUGCUGUCAGAAAUGGGUGAAUACAAAGAGGCGAUGGAGCUGCUAAAAAAAGCCUUGAAACUGGAGCCAACCACCAAGGCGAUCCAUGCCGAGUUAUCCAAACUCGUCAAAAGACAGUCGGGAGGGAAAGACACCCAGGAGUGGAAGGCCAAACCGGCGGAGAUGCUCGGAGACAAUAUCGUACCCUUCCUCAUUCCUUCCAAGAAGAAACCCUCGGGAAUUUCCUGGAAGCUCAUACUGGGAGCUCUGGUGGUGGCCUUGAGCAGCUUAGUGACGUCAGUGGUUCUGGCUGCAAGAAACUGAAGUCUCUCCAGGAAGGAAAUGCUGUGAUGUGCAGGAGCCGCCGGGUCUCCAGUCCUCUUUCAUCAGGUUUCCACCCUGAAGACCACACGGCAGCACCGGAGCAUGAACUCGAAUUCAUUGAAAGAAUCGAGUGAAUCCCCUUCAGCAGCACUUAUGUAUUUUUUUUUGUGGAGCAACAGAAGUUUGUAAGAGUCAUCUUCUCAGAUCUGUUUUAUUGGAUAAAGGGAUUAUAUUUCUAUUUAUCUUGGAAAAUGUUCUGCUACAACAGAUGCUUAAAAAAAAAAAAAAAUGUAUGUGGAACAAAACCUGCAGCUAAGUUUAGUACAUGACCAAAGGAAAAAAAAAGUAUUUGAUCAGUGCUCAAGGUGCAGGAGGUAAAACUGAUAUGAAAAUUACAAUAAAGUCUUGACAUCUUGUCCAUUUUCCCUAAAAUAAGCCAGUCUGUAAGACAUUUGGUCUCUUAAGACAAUAAAACACCUUUUUCUGUCUGGUGAAACAAAUAAAAAUAUCUUAAAUUAAGUGUAUAUGUUAAUUUAUUAAUUCAUCAUUUCAUAAAAA
Messenger RNA from Cololabis saira (Pacific saury), 2321 nucleotides. RefSeq names its product FKBP prolyl isomerase 16 (gene fkbp16). The coding region runs from base 339 to 1763 and encodes 474 amino acids. The record is from RefSeq and is a predicted model, not a curated record. The transcript has 8 exons. NCBI's taxonomy places the organism in Eukaryota, Metazoa, Chordata, Actinopteri, Beloniformes, Belonidae. Gene Ontology annotation, molecular function: protein binding; peptidyl-prolyl cis-trans isomerase activity.